Diatraea saccharalis (sugarcane borer) is the source of this 3628-nucleotide messenger RNA. Lineage: Eukaryota; Metazoa; Arthropoda; Insecta; Lepidoptera; Crambidae. The record is from the annotation of a GenBank genome assembly.
GCGGAUCGAUUCAAAUUCACAGCUGUGCCCAAGAUAGUGUUGCCGUUGCAAAAGACCUCUCCUGACUUUCAUCCGGCGUCACCGCAGCUGUUUACUAAAGGACAACUCAAACCGAGAAACCGUGGCACCCAAAGCUUAUUCAGAGAGUCUUCAGCGCAGACUGUACCAUGGCAACCGGAAGGCAAGCAAGCAGAUGGUUGUAUAAACACUCCGGAAGUGUUGUAUUUGGACCAGCUUCAGUGGGGUCCAGGCAGCCCGUAUCGCAUAGGAGAUCUCCCUGCAGACUUUCACACUACGGAAAUAAUAAACAAGUAAUGUCCAUCCAUCCAUGUCCAUGCAUUAGUUCGAUGGCAUAGUAGAUAAGCGCCGCGACCCGCGACCAUUAUUGUUAAGCAGUUUUCGCAAUGGUCAGUCACGGGAUGGGUGACCAAAAAAAAAUUUCUCGAGCUAGUCCGUGUUUCGGAAGGUACGUUUAAUCGUUGGUUCCGGCUGCAUUUGCAGUCAUAUGCAUUUGCAGUUAAUAUCCUAGAAUCCGCAUUGGGCCAGCGUGGAGGGUCAUAGCCCAUCCUCGUUAACCAGAUGGUUAACUGACAAAAUAUACUUCCUAGAAUUUGGUUACUGUCGCUCACUUUUAGCCUAUUUUUCCCGAUAAAACUAUCCUUUGUGCUUUCGCAAGGUCCAUUCUAUCUGUGUACCAAAUUUCGUUAAAAAUUUGUUUAGUAACUAAGGUGUGACAACACUGGACAGAGUUACUUUUCAUUUAUAAUAUUAGUAAGGAUUACAUACAAUCCUGCAUACUCGACGAAUCGGUAACGUUUUAAUGCAAAAUUCCGUAAUACGCUCGACGGAUCUUCCGUCAGAUUUGUACUGACCUUUAAGCUUAAAAUGGUCAUAUAGUGAAACUGCUGUCCGCUGCGUAAAUGUUGUAAUACCAAACUACAGAAUGCGUCACGCUCGCACGUGGAACGAUAUAGUAGAGAAGAGCCAAUACCCACGAUGGAUGAAGAAGAGAAAUGCCAUAAUCACCGAUGUGGAAACCAAGGAUUGGAUCUUCAGGGAAGCCGAGAUAGACGAGCUUCAGGACAUCAGAUUGAACCUCCUGCAUAGAAUGCAACAAGAGCAACGUCAGAAGCAGUCGAACAGGACAAGCUUGAAGUUGGCGAAAUUAUGGGCUUGCAAGAAACAGGAGAUGGAGAAGAAAUUGGAUCAUAUAAGGAAGGGGAGAGAUAGAGAGGUCCGCAAGUUGACCGCGUUGCGUCAGGGGGGCGGGAACUCUGGUCGCGUGCAGCGGUCACGCGCAGCGCGUGGGGGCGGGGGCGCAGGGGGCGCAGGGGCGGCGUGCGACCCCGCCGCGGACAUGCACGCGCCCAUCGCGCGGCACGGGUACCAAGCGCGCGGCAGGCACGCCCACAUAGAGUACGACCCGUCACUACUCACAUUAGAGGAUCAUGAACGUAUCGCCGAACCACCCAUUUGGUUGGACCAAUGCGGGCAGAACUUGAAGCGUACAUGCUCCGGUCACCAUCUCCCUCACGAUCCGUCCCGCCUAUGCGAACGGGAAACCAAGUGGAGUGAACAGUUCCUGGAGACAUUACACCACGACCUCAUGAAGGCACGCCUAGGCGCCGCUGUAACCACGGCUGGCCCAUUACACGUGCUAAAGCCACGUCAUGUCCCACCCGUCCCGCGUCCGCCCACACCCGAAGUGGCGGCCGUCGAAGACUUAGACGAAGUCAACCACCAAAACGCGCUACUGUUGCAGAGAAUAUUCAGAGGGCGAGCUGUGCAGAUAUUGAUGUAUGAGGGUCGCACGCGUGCCGCUGAACUAACUGAGGAGCUGAAGACUACUCAUGGUCUUCAGAAGGAAGACAAAAUACGUAUUGCCAGAGAGGAGACCAAGGCCAGGGAGUACAACGCAAUCAGGACAGAAACUGAGCAGAAGGAUGAUGCUAUAUCAGCUCUAGUGGAUGAGUUAUGUGGAGGUGCAGUGUCCGCUGCGCUUGAUUUCCUUGAGAAGGAACUCAAGAGACUCAAAGAGGAAAGGAGACAGCAUGCGUUCAUACUUAUUGCCAUGCGAGAAAAGACGAUGCGCGAAGCCGCAGAAGCGGGAAGGAGACAAAAAGAGAUACACAGAAGGAGAGAACAUGAUGAAAUUUUCAAACAGGUAUUAGGAGUGACUCAGGAGACAGUGGACGCGUAUCUGCAAGAGGUUAUUACGGAAGGAGUGGAGUUAGCAGCUGAGGAAGACGCCGUCAAGAAAGCUUUAGCGCAAGCCGACGGAAUAGAUGCCUCACUGAAGCGACAUGACUCUAUACUCCUUCGGACUAAACACCGCCUUAGACAGCUGGUUACAUGGCCGGAGGCAACGAACCUUCGACCGGAGCUAUUGCCCCCCGCAAGGGGGCGGGGGCUGGCGGCGCAGACGUCACUAUUCAACUACAUGAAUUGUGACAUCGAGAUGUUAGCCGUUAACCCCGGGGGCUCGGCUCAUCGGAUUAUAAUACGGUCUGAUCGAUGUAGGUUGGACGUUCUGACGCGAAUUGAUAAUGAAACUUAUUCGGAACAGAACGAGCUGGUGGCGGAAUUAGUUCAGCAGUUCUUGCUGCCCAGCGUCCAUAAGGCGGCGUCACGUCAUCACAUCACAGCUGUGCAAGAGGCACGCUUGGAGGCCGCCAGAAAUACUAUAUUUGGCUUAUUGGACGAUGCUGAGAUAAAGGAAGCAUUCUGUAUCCGAUGCGGUCAACCGUUGGACGAGCUGUGCCGUUGUAGAGAAUGUCAUCUGGAACUGGAGCCGACGGAGACAGUGUACAGACGCGACCCUCGUUGGAAGCACACCAGAUCUGCGUCCUUGACAGAACGGAUUCGCAGCUGCGAAAACGUCUGUAGGAACCGUUAUGGUGAAGAUGUUGUUUUACUGGAUGAUGUAGACAACUGGCAAGGGAGACUAAAGGAUGAUUGUCUCCCUCCGACUCGGCCAGCCCCGCCAGAGAGGACGAUCAGCGAACGAUUCCCACCAGCUCACGACUUCAGAUGCAUGCUCGAUAUUUUGGUUGACGAAGUGGUGUCAUAUUCACGUGCUUCGCGCUCUGAACGAGUAAAGACAGUGCAUGAGAUCUCUCGACGUGUGAAAGAGAGGGUCGAAGCCACUCUGGACGCUAAAUCUUUUGCCGAAGAAAUAUUCGAUCGCGCUACCGGCGCCUAUGAGGAACCUCAUCAUCCGAGCUACCAUCACUACAUGAAGAAGAUCAUUGGCGAGGCCCUCGAUAGAUCUGAGCCCUUCCACAAGCAGACCUGCCCAAAAGAACUUCCGUCAGAGAUAAGACGACGUAUACAGGACGAGGCGUUCAGAUUGGACCCAUCGUGUAAAUGUGAUGAGGAAAACAAAAUUAAAGUACGCAUAGCUACAGAUGAUCUUGAAGCGAAUAGAGAGUUGGGCACACUGCUGCCCUCAGAGGUUAGGAUCCUGGAGGACAUGCGCCGCUGCAAGUGUGACACCAGCCCUACACCUAGUCCCGAUAUGUAUGACGACGACAAUUUUGUCACGGACGCGUCGGAAACGAUUUCGCCGGAAAUCGCGUCACCGGAGCCGGUUGCAAGAGCGUUACCGGAUGAAUCGAAGCGGAUGUAG